GGUCAAUCUGCAAAAUACUCUCUCUCUCUUUGAACUGCUCGUGAAAUAUAUAAAGGAAAUUGGAACCAUUCAUAAUAAUAAAUAUAAACCUUGCCACUAACAACUGCGCUAUAGGUUGUUGAAUCUAUAAUAAUCUAACUUCGAUGUUUAUGUUUAAAAUGACUUGCCUAUGAACAAUGGCCCUACUGCAUUACAGGCACAGGCUAGACAACCAGUCUUGCACACCGUUCCAUAACCUCACAAAUUUUCUAUUUUUACAUUUCAAAACAGGAAAGGUUAAGGUUAAAUUAAAGUUAUUUGAGGAAACCCUACGAUGUAAAUUGUAAAUAUAGCACCGAAAACGAACAGCAAUUAUUGUCCGAACGAUGUAUUCGAAGUAUCAUAAGGCUCUCUGUUCAACAAAUAAAGUAUACAGAUGUCUGUGCAAUGGUUUGGUCACAGACGGUAGCACCCCUGGGGCCACAGCCCCUGCAGGCACUGGCAUGCCCCCAAAAGAUGCCAGGGUCGUUAUAUGUGGAGGAGGCGUGAUGGGAGCCUCGGUGGCUUACCAUCUUGGAAAACUGGGAUGGGGUAAGGAGACUGUGUUGAUUGAACAAAAUCGUAUUGGUGGAGGAACAACUUGGCAUGCAUCUGGCCUCAUAGGUGUGUUCAAGCCAAGCUUGUCUCAAGUGAAACUGACCAAGUCAAGUGUAGAUUUGUACAAAGAGCUUGAGAAUAAAGGACUGUCAACAGGCUGGAAACAAUGUGGUAGUCUCAACAUAGCAAGAACUAAGGAUAGGAUGAUUGUCUUUAAGAGGAUGAAAGCUCAGUCUGUGUCCUGGGAAAUUGACUGUGAGAUACUUACUCCUGAGCAAUGCAAAGAAAAAUGUUCCUUGUUAAGAAUUGAUGAUAUAAUUGGUGGCUUGUGGAUACCUGGAGAUGGUGUAGGUGAUCCAUAUGAAACUUGCUUGUCUAUAAUAUCAGAGGCAAAAAAUAUGGGAGUUCGCGUGAUUGAGGGAUGUGGUGUCAAAAAAAUAGACCAAAUUGAUAAAAGAGUAUCAGGAGUUGAUACAUCCUUGGGCUACAUAAAACUGUGAAUACUUGUAAAUUGCGGUGGGUUUUGGGCUAGAGGUAUCGGUCAGCUCUCAGAACCCAAUGUAAAGUACCUCUGCAUGCUGUAGAACAUUACUAUCUCCAUACAAAACCUAUUCCUGGACUAGAUCCUCUAUUACCAGUUGUUAGAGAUCAAGACGGCCAUAUCUACUUCAGAGAAAACAAAGGUCGUUUACUCGCUGGCGGAUUUGAGCCAAUAGCAAACCGGCUUACGAAGACGGUAAAAUUCCAGCAAGCAGCAAGGACCGAGCAUUGCCUGAGGAUUGGGAUCAUUUCCAUGUGUUAAUGGAGCAAUUGCUUCAUAGGGUGCCCAGUUUAGGCAAUGCUGUGUUGGAUAGGCUUUGUAAUGGUCCUGAGGCUUUUAGUCCGGACUGCAAGUGGAUUGUAGGAGAAACCCCGGAGAUCAGAAAUUACCUGGUAGCUGCAGGGAUGAAAACUAUCGGUAUCGCGGCAGCUGGUGGGGUUGGAAAAGCUACUGCAGAGCUUAUAGUAACUGGCGACACUGACUUUGAUAUGUACGAAUUAGAGGUGUCUAGAUUCUUAGGUCUCCAUAAUAAUAGAAAGUUCCUAAGGGACAGAGUAAGAGAGGUUCCAGGACUGCACUAUGGAAUUAUGUACCCGUUUCACGAGUUCCAGACAAGUAG
This is a messenger RNA of Acanthoscelides obtectus, 1736 nucleotides long. The record is from the annotation of a GenBank genome assembly. NCBI's taxonomy places the organism in Eukaryota, Metazoa, Arthropoda, Insecta, Coleoptera, Chrysomelidae.